AUGACAUUAUUUCGACCUUUUUUGAGAGUUCUGUUAGCGUUGAUACAGGCUCAAUUUUUAGAACUGAUUGCCCUUGAAGAAACUGAGAAGAGUGCAGGGCUUGGCUGGAAUACUUCAAAUAGAUUUGGCAUGGAUACACCAUCAGGUGGAGGGAAACAGUUUGAUUACCAUCACUUAAUUAGUGAAAAUAACACAGGAGAUGUGCCAGAUGCUCUUGUAGAGGAAGAGGUGAUUCUAGAAAACAAUGUUCAAGGGGAGGAACAGGGGCAGCAACAACAACAACAACAGUUAGCACUUCAACAACAGCAGCAACAAAGUUUGAUUGUGAAACAACAGCAACAACAAUCACAACAAAAGUCACAGCAACUGCAGCAACACUUAACCCAGCAGCAACAGUAUUUGCAACAGAAACAAACCAUGUUGCAGAACCAGAAAAGAGGCAUACAACAGGCGCAGAGCAGGAAGCAACCUGCUCAACAGAAAAUGUUGUACACGGUCGUCCAUUCAGGGAAUCAGCAUCAACAGCAGGUAUUGGUAUCUAACAAAUCUGUACGCCAGCCUGGGCCUCAGCAAAAUCAGUCUGUAGUGAAAACAAGUUCACAAAUGCAGAAAAUAAAUAAAAACAAUGUUGUGCUAGAAGGCGGUGGCCAAUAUGAAGAAGGACAGGCGUAUGUGAUUCGUGAUCGCUACGGUAAUGCACGAACAAUGCUGUGGCAAAAUGGAGAAUUCCAUCCUUUUGAUAAGGACAAGGGAAUUUUGAUUCAGCACUCAGUUAUAGAUUCUAGUCAAAGAGGCAGGGGUGCUAGAGGUGGCCGCGACAGGGGUCGAGGUAGAGGUCAAGGGCAAUGUUAUGGAAACGCCACAGGUGUUCACAUGUCACCAAAUGUCAGAGGAUCUUCACCAAUGAUUAAUAACGGGGUUAGACAAACAAAAUUUAAUACACCCAAUGUGCCAAUUAUCAGUGUCGUGACAUCACCUGGCCUACAAGGACAGGUUGUUCAACAACGACCAAAGCUGCCUCUGCAGAAUUUAAUGCCAGCGGCACAGAUCAAGUCCAAGCCUACAGACGAGGCAUCUUCAGAAUAUAAAUGGAGUAUGGAUCUUGGACUGUUUGCAAAUGAACAAUAUCAGUCUAUUCUUGAUCAACUACAUAAUGAAAAUGGACACAGUCUACCCAGCAUGGCAGAGAAGAUGGCUCUGUCAAACAAAACCGCUGUUUGCAAGUACUUGUUG
This is a messenger RNA of Ruditapes philippinarum (Manila clam), 1233 nucleotides long. RefSeq lists its product as uncharacterized. NCBI's taxonomy places the organism in Eukaryota, Metazoa, Mollusca, Bivalvia, Venerida, Veneridae. The record is from RefSeq and is a predicted model, not a curated record. The annotation marks the transcript as partial. The transcript has 6 exons.